Molecule: messenger RNA, 2966 nt
Organism: Arachis stenosperma
Lineage: Eukaryota; Viridiplantae; Streptophyta; Magnoliopsida; Fabales; Fabaceae
Exons: 4
Coding region: 467-2491 (674 amino acids)
Cellular component (GO): recycling endosome
Molecular function (GO): guanyl-nucleotide exchange factor activity
Source: RefSeq, a predicted model, not a curated record
UAAUUUCCUUUUCUGCAUUUAAUUGCUCAUGUAUGCGGUUCUCUCCAAAAACCACAGGAAGUUCAUAGAUUUGGGUACCCAUUUCAGUGUGGAACGAAAUUCAUGAAUCCGGAGCCACAGUUGCUGGGGCCAAUGCCUAAAACUCGAAACUUUGUUUGAUUUCCCUGAGAUUCCAUUGUUUCCGAUCAGUUUUGGUUUACGUUUGUACCGAUCCAGAUUGGUUCUUCCCAAGAACAGUAUCUGUGUUCCGAAAGUUCCAAUUUUCAGGCUGCAAGUUCUCUAUUGAGUGGGAGAGAAGAAAUAAAAUAGAGCGUAGAGAAUUUUAAAUUUGAAGUGUAAAAGUUGGAUUAAACUUGUUUGAUCAAUGAUGGUGCUGCUGGUUUUCUAGCCCAAAAUGGUUGCCAAAGGUGUUGAUGACGGCAUUUUGAUCAAUGCGAGUUGGUAUUGCUAGUGUUUUCUCUCGGAUAUGAGUCGGUCUCCUUCUUUCAAAGUUAAAACAGAACAAAGUCCUAAUCUUGAUCCAGAAUCUUUACAGAGAUGGAUUGUUGCAUUUUGUGCUAUAAGAUUUGACCUUGAACAAGGCCAACUCGUAGAAGUGUGUUAUCCGCCAGGAUGUCUUACACAGGAGGAGGAGCUUGAAGUUGCUUAUAAUUCAUUUCCCGAUUCUGUUUCGCAGCAGCAUAACCGAUCAAGCGUCCAUGACUGUAUAUUCUUUUUCCGAUUUCCCAGGCGCCUUAAAUCUCAAACCAGCAAUGCUACUCAUUCAGAGAUAACAGAAGCUGGCAAGGAGUUUCCUUCGAAUUCCAUAGAAAAAAAGAAUGUUAGUAGAAGAUUAUCGAGUACAAGCGAUGAUAAUGUUUCGAAAUACAUGUAUGGCUUUGUUUUUAACAGACAGAGACAUGAUGAGAGGCUAAAACGAGGAGGGGAGCAAAAGUCUGUGGUCAUUCUGUCUCACAGUCCUUAUUCUAGUGUGUUCAGGCCUUUGCUACAGAUUAUAGGUCCCUUAUAUUUUGACAUGGGUAAAAAAGCACUCGAGCAUAUUGCUGCUUAUGUGUCGACAUGGCCUGCUCCUGUUCCUGGUAAACUAAUGGAUCUUCCAAUUGGAAAUGCAACACUUAAAGUGAACUUGCCACCUGCGCAUAGCUUGCCCGUGGAAGGUGGAGCAUCUGUUGACGAUUCAGCUUAUUCUAUGGCACCUCUUCUUCCUAAUAAUCAAUCUAUCCCCCAGGGACUCUUCCAUGAUUCGGAUCUUUUUGGUACCUUUCGUAGCCUGCUAUUGCAGCUUUGGAUAUUAUGGGAGUUGUUGCUAAUUGGUGAACCCAUUCUCAUCAUUGCACCCACACCUUCCCAGUGUUGUGAGGCUGUUGCCAGUCUUGUGAGUUUGGUUUCGCCAUUACUUUGCAGUGUUGAUUUCCGACCCUAUUUCACUAUCCAUGACCCUUUGUUUGCCCGUUUGAACUCAAUUCGAGAAGGGGAGGCUUUCCCUCCAAUGGUUUUAGGGGUGACAAACCUUUUCUUCCUCAAAGCUCUCCGUAACAUUCCACAUGUUGUCUCAGUUGGUACCCCUCCUACUAAUUCGAACAGAGUUUCCCUCUCAGCUAAGUCUACUGGAAGAAUUCCUGGUAGAUCCGAGGGCCUUGGGCUUCAACAAUUUUCUCUAAAGAAGUUUUCUCCUUCAAGUUUAUUGGGUGCAGUAAAGCUUCGUAGGGAUGGUCCGCUCUGUCUCAUGACAGAACAUAAGGAAGCCAUUUGGAGUACCUACUCUGCCGCAACUAAGCCAGACACCUCUAUCUUAAAUAGGCUAAUAGAUGCUGGAGUGUCGGCAAGAGUUGAGGAGUCAAUGUCAGUUGUUAACAAUGAGAUAUUACGGCGGCAUUUCUUGGAGCUCACUACCAAUUUUUUGGCCCCUUUUGGUCCAUAUUUUAGGACUACUGCUCCAUCUGAAGGAUCUUCUCCAUAUGUAGAUCCUCCUCCUCUGCCUCCAUUUAAUGCUGAUGAAUUUGUUGCAAAUUUAUCAGCCAGAGGUCCGGGGAAGUUCUUACUAAAGCGAAUGAGAUCUAACUGGCUUGACUUCUACACGCGAUUCCUGAAUGGACCAAACUUUAUGCCUUGGUUUAAAAGGAGGCGUGCUGUAGCUGAACAAGAACAAAAUAGGCUGUGGAGGCAUGCAAGAAUGAAAGCUGACAUACAACAGCUUAUAUCUAAAAUGUCUGAGUUGGAAAUUGUGGAUUUCUUCGGUGUAAUAGAGAGAUUUCUACUUAGAGAAGUACAGCUGCAGCAAUCUGGAAAUGGAGGUCUCGAUUCCAGGGCAACUUGUCAGAAACUAAUGGGAGACCUUCAGGCAGUUUUCAAUGCACUUUCAAAGGACAUGCAACAAAUCAUGCUUUCGAAUCCACAAAGGGCAUCCCUAUUGCAUGGUAGUCCAGAAUUGAAGAAACUUCCAGGGCAUCCACUCGUACAGGUCGUCACUUCUACAUCACCCAAACAAUAAGAAUAGCAUGAAACAUGCGAUCUUCGAUAUUAUGAAGGAGAGAUUUCCGGUAAAUUCACAGCCUACGUCUCUCUGAUUGAGAGUUUCGCUGUCUUUCGACAAGUCAUGGGGUAUCACACAUUUUCGCGACUAUCCCAUUUUCCUUUGUAGAUCAUGAAUUCAUGUUAGUAGAACAUAUACGCUAAUUUUUCCAUCUCUGGAAGAGAACUGUGCAAUAACCACAGUUUGAUUGAUCCCUCCACAUCAAGCAGCGGGCGCGGGACAAUAUGUCGUCCCCUUGAGAAACAUACGUGGAAAUUCGAUUCUGUUAUAAACCUGUGAGGUUUUGUUGAUUGUCUCUAUUGGCAAAAACUGUCGCUUCACAUCGUUUCUAUUAUGAUGGAUCAAGAUGUAAAUUAUUCACCUUGUGUAAGCUUUUGCUAAAAUUUUCUGCAAUUCAAAAAUUCUGAGUUUUAUGCAAUGAAUUGUCUCUCAA